Molecule: messenger RNA, 1855 nt
Organism: Coniophora puteana RWD-64-598 SS2
Lineage: Eukaryota; Fungi; Basidiomycota; Agaricomycetes; Boletales; Coniophoraceae
Product: Pentulose kinase
Exons: 10
Coding region: 51-1781 (576 amino acids)
Biological process (GO): carbohydrate metabolic process
Molecular function (GO): kinase activity; phosphotransferase activity, alcohol group as acceptor
Source: RefSeq, a predicted model, not a curated record
CAAAUAUUUCUUCCCCAUCGACCACCACGACCAGGAUAGAUUAGGACACAAUGGGCCAGGACAGCUACUACAUCGGCGUCGACGUCGGCACUGGCUCCGCGCGCGCCCAGCUCGUCAACCAAAAGGGCGACCUCAUCGCGUCCUCCACCCAGGAGACCAUCACUUGGCGCGAUAACAGGGAUCAUCGCAUCUUCGAGCAGUCCACCGACGACAUCUGGUCCAAGAUCUGCAUCGCCGUCAAGGAGGCCAUUUCUCAGAGCAGGAUCCAGCCCUCCGAUGUCAAAGGUCUCGGCUUCGAUGCGACCUGUUCGCUCGCUGUGUCCGAUUUCGACAUGAAGCCCGUCACUGUGACCAAGGGGGAAGAGCUCGGCCACAACGGGACGCGCAACAUCAUCCUCUGGGCUGAUCACCGCGCCGAGAAGGAGGCGGAGCUUAUCAACUCCACCGGCUCAGUUGUGCUAAACUAUGUUGGUGGAACUAUGAGCUUGGAGAUGGAAGUGCCGAAGAUCCUCUGGCUAAAGAAGAACAUGAAGCCAGACCAGUUCCAGCGCUGCCAGUUCUUUGAUCUGCCCGACUUCUUCACAUAUAGGGCUACGGGCGUGAGCACGCGUUCCUACUGCUCCGUAACUUGCAAGUGCUCGUAUGUUCCCGACAAGGGCUGGCAGGCCGAGUUCUUUGAGAAGAUCGGUCUUCCCGAUCUCGUAGACGCUGGCAACUUCAAGCAAAUGGGCGCCACCAAAGGCGAUAUCCUUGCAGCCGGCUUGCCAAUUGGAAACGGCCUCUCGAAGCAGUCUGCUCAAGAGCUCGGGCUCGCCGAAGGAACUCCCGUUGGUAGCGGCCUGAUCGACGCAUACGCCGGCUGGAUGGGUACUGUCGCAGCUCGCUACAACGAGAACGGAAAACUCUCCGAUUAUGUCCCCACUGUCGAGGAUGCUGGUCACCGCCUCGCAGCUGUUGCAGGGACAAGUACCUGCCACAUCGUCCAGAGCCCCGAGGGCGUCUUCGUCGAUGGAGUAUGGGGACCGUACAAAGAUGUUGUCUUCCCGGGCUGGUGGAUGAAUGAAGGUGGCCAGUCGUCCACCGGCCAGCUCAUAGACUUCAUCAUCACCUCCCAUGUUUCAUACCCCAAACUGGUUGAACGUGCCAAGGAGGAGAACUCCAACAUCCACUCAGUACUCCUUGAGAUCCUCGAGAAGAUGAGACAGGAGGAACAUUGCGGGACACUCACUGAGCUGACCAAAGACAUCCACUUCUACCCCGACUUCCACGGUAACCGAUCCCCCAUUGCCGACUCCCGCAUGCGCGGCUCCAUCGUCGGCCUUGAGCUGGACAGCGGCCUCACCGACCUCGCGCGCAAGUACUGGCUCUCACUUGAGGCCAUCGCCCUGCAGACGCGCCACAUCAUCGAUGAGAUGAACGGCAAAGGCCACAAGAUCAACUCCAUCUACCUUUCCGGCGGCCAGGCCAAGAACAUCCCCAUGAUGCAGCUCUUCGCCGACACGUGCAAUAUGCCCGUCGUCCUCCCCUUCUCCCACUCGGCCGCGGUUGUCCUUGGCGCCGCCAUGCUGGGCAGGAUCGCUGCAGAAGGUCACCUCCCCCGUGACAAGCAAGCUGCAAGGAUGUGGGAGAUCAUGAUUGAGAUGACUCCUCCCGGAACUAUGGUGCCUCCAGCUGCUACGCCCAAGGUUAAGAAGCUUCUGGAUGCGAAGUACAAGAUCUUCCGCGAGACGAUUGAUAUCCAGAAACGAUGGAGGAAGGAGAUGGAGGAGGCUUCAAAGUAGAGAACCGAGCAGCUGCCCGCUUUGAUUCCCUUUGUACUCAUAGUCAUAGAUCGAGAAUACCAAACAAUUAUCGC